Messenger RNA from Dipodomys spectabilis (banner-tailed kangaroo rat), 3927 nucleotides. RefSeq names its product Fas associated factor family member 2 (gene Faf2). Lineage: Eukaryota; Metazoa; Chordata; Mammalia; Rodentia; Heteromyidae. The transcript has 11 exons. The record is from RefSeq and is a predicted model, not a curated record. Gene Ontology annotation, molecular function: ubiquitin binding. Gene Ontology annotation, cellular component: endoplasmic reticulum. The coding region runs from base 56 to 1393 and encodes 445 amino acids.
UCACUUCCGGCGGGUGACGGUGCGGACGGGUCAGGAGCGUAGAGGCGGCGGCAAGAUGGCGGCGCCUGAGGAGCGGGAUCUCACCCAGGAGCAGACGGAGAAGCUGCUGCAGUUCCAGGAUCUGACUGGGAUCGAGUCUAUGGAUCAGUGUCGGCAUACCUUGGAACAGCAUAACUGGAACAUAGAGGCUGCUGUACAGGACAGACUGAACGAGCAAGAGGGAGUACCCAGUGUUUUCAACCCUCCUCCAUCCCGACCCCUUCAGGUUAAUACAGCUGACCACAGGAUCUACAGCUAUGUGGUCUCAAGACCACAACCAAGGGGGCUGCUUGGAUGGGGUUAUUACUUGAUAAUGCUUCCAUUCCGGUUUACCUAUUACACGAUACUUGAUAUAUUUAGGUUUGCUCUUCGUUUUAUACGGCCUGACCCUCGCAGCCGGGUCACUGACCCCGUUGGGGACAUUGUUUCAUUUAUGCACUCUUUUGAAGAGAAAUAUGGGAGGGCACACCCUGUCUUCUACCAGGGAACGUACAGCCAGGCACUCAAUGAUGCUAAGCGAGAGCUUCGCUUUCUCCUGGUUUAUCUUCAUGGAGAUGACCACCAGGACUCGGAUGAGUUCUGUCGCAAUACACUCUGUGCACCUGAAGUUAUUUCACUAAUAAACACUAGGAUGCUCUUCUGGGCCUGUUCUACAAACAAACCUGAGGGAUACAGGGUCUCACAGGCUUUACGAGAAAAUACCUAUCCAUUCCUGGCCAUGAUCAUGCUGAAGGACCGGAGGAUGACGGUGGUGGGUCGGCUAGAAGGCCUCAUCCAACCCGAUGACCUCAUUAACCAGCUGAUGUUUAUUAUGGAUGCGAACCAGACAUACCUGCUCUCAGAACGCCUGGAAAGGGAAGAAAGGAACCAGACCCAGGUGCUGAGGCAGCAGCAGGACGAGGCCUACCUGGCCUCUCUCAGGGCUGACCAGGAGAAAGAAAGGAAGAAGCGAGAGGAGCGGGAGCGGAAGAGGCGGAAGGAGGAGGAGGUGCAGCAGCAGAAGCUGGCGGAGGAGAGGCGGCGGCAGAAUCUACAGGAGGAAAAGGAAAGGAAGUUGGAGUGCCUGCCUCCUGAGCCCUCCCCUGACGACCCUGAAAGCGUCAAGAUCAUCUUCAAAUUACCCAAUGAUUCUCGAGUAGAGAGACGAUUCCACUUUUCACAGUCUCUAACAGUGAUCCACGACUUCUUAUUCUCCUUGAAGGAAAGCCCAGAGAAGUUUCAAAUUGAAGCCAACUUUCCCAGGCGGGUACUGCCGUGCGUCCCUUCAGAGGAGCUGCCCAACCCGCCCACGCUGCAGGAGGCGGGACUCAGCCACACAGAAGUUCUCUUUGUUCAGGACCUAACAGACGAAUGACAUUUGUCAUCCUCCCCCCACCCCCCGCCCCGCCCCCUAAAGGAAAUGGAAAGAGAGAGAGAGAGAGAAAUUCCUAUUAUUAUUAUAAUACAAUAUUUUUUUUAAAAGACUGCCGCAUCCUAAGGAAGGAUGAGAAACCAUGCCACCUGCGAGUCAUCGUGUGCGUGUGUGCGUGUGUGUGCGCGCGUGUGCGCGUGUGUGUAUGUGUGUGGUUAGCCAUGAACGCACCCUCGCUCGGCAAAGCUCGCUUCACCCUUCCAACGGCCUCUGCACCACGCAGCCUCCAGCCAGCGGACGCCUGUCCAGCCACCGGUGUCCCACUGGGGAAGGGGACAUUCCCACUUGUUCUCAUUCAUUCUUGCUUUUAUGGAGAAUAAACGUGAAAGCGUCCAGCCAGCAGCUCCAGCCCCAUCUCCUGAAGACUACUUCCUUCUCCCGAGAAGCCUCGGGAGGAGCGGGGGAGAGCAGAGAGACGUUCCUUGAACUGGUUUCUGGAUCACUUUUCCUUGUUUCUGUUGCUUUCUGAUGACCAAAGGAAUGAGGCUGUCAUGGAUGUAUUUUUUUUCUUCUUCUUCUUCUUCUUUAUUUGAUAAAGAGCCAAUUCUUAAAAGCCGUGAGUUCGUGCCCUGGGCUCCUUAGCCCACAGUAGCGUAAUAAAGGUGCCUGGGCUGCUUUGUGCUUCUUUCGGCCAUUGUCCCUCUCCUGGCCCCCUCAACUGAGGGCGUUGGUUUUGGUCCAACCUGCUGUCCUUUCUUCCCACCUGUGCACCCCACUAAAACCUGAAGGGGUCUGAAGCAAAGGAUGGCAGUUCUUCAUUCCUCUUUCAGCUGCUUCAGCUUUCCCGAAUUGCCAAGCCUAGUGCCUUUCCAUAGACAGGGCCGGUGGUGGAGCCUCUGUGGGAGGCCCUAGUGUUUUAAGGCAUAGAGGGAACUCCCAGGCCCCGGGCAGUACGUGCAGUCUAGGCACACACCUGCUGGAGGUUCUAUCUUCCUCCCUGGGCCGCUGUGUUCAAGUAGCAGCUGUGUGCCGCUGCUGGCUGAUGCUGUUGAGUUCAUGUAAGCGGGAACAUAGCCACCGUGCACUGAUACGGAUUUCCAAGUGUUGGUGGCCGAUCUGCAAGGCUCAGAACUAUAGCACGCUGUACAAGCAGGAAGGUCAGGUCAGGGUAAAGCGUGACUUAUCUAUCAUCCUCCAAAGCUCCUUGGCUUGGUGCAAACCUAAGGACCUCUCUGCGAAGUAGUAAUAUUAGGCAUAAGGCUUUGUGCAGCCCUCUGUUGGAGUAAGGGCCACGGGGUCGAGGGGAGGCCUGUGGAUUUUCCAGUGCCCUUGAACACCAGAUCUGCUGUUAUCCCAGCAAGCUUCGGAGAGGCGAACCUUGUUCUCCACUCAACCCAGGCAAAAUUGGCUUCACCAACAAGCUACAAGGAGUGUUUUAUCCCUCCUGGGGCCUCCCUUCCUGUCCCAAGUCCCAGCUCUACCCCGGAGGGAGCUGGGGGCCUGCUCUAGGCAGGGUGUACUAGUGUCCCACACCCAGGAAAUGGUAGGGAUUUCUUCUCUAAUAGCACGGUCUCUUUUAGUAACAUGCCCUUCUAGUUAAUGCCUCUUCCAGUAACUAACCGUCGGACAGAGGAUGUGAGAUGCCACAAGGUUAAGACCAGGUCCCUCAGGAAAGGUAACUCCUGAGCCCCCUGCCCAUUUCCUGGAGGGACCUCUCUGGUCCCUUUGAAACAGUUCUUUCUGCUUUCCUUCAACUCCAUCCAUGCCUGCCUCCUCGCUUAGUGCCGCCUCCAGGGUGCCAGUCACCCCUCACAGGUGACACGGGGCUGCAUGCGUGUCACCAUGCGAGGCCCAUCUGUGGCUCCUAAGGACCUCCAAGAGCUGCAAGGGAGAAACAGAAGCCACAUCUGCCAGGCUGUGCUGCUGUCUGCAAGUCACAGCUGGAACCGUCCAGCUGUGCAUUCCAAAAGGCACAGUGAAUGGAGCCAUUUCAACUGCAGCGCUGUGGAAAACCACCAUGCUGACACCCAAGAUGGAGGUCAGCUGAACAACUGUGCGCUCUUCCUCAGCACGGCCCUUCUGGUCUUUUCCUCCUCCUACAUCUGUAGGACUUCCUGCAACAAGUAUUUCUCCUCACUUGCCUCUACCGUGAGAUUGGGGACAGAUGGCAGAGGAGAAUGAAUUAUCUGCUUCUCAAAAAGUAACUAAGAACCUAGGAUCUUUUAACUGAGCAGUUAUGAUGACCCUUACUCAUGGUGCCAAGGCUGAGGGGGAAAAGAGUCUCGGAAGAUGAGCAGUUGGAUGCAGAUCAUUUGCCUGGUGCUUGAACAAAAAGCUCCAUUUAUACCUGCUUUCGUACGAUGGAGGAGGGGCGCAUCGGGAAGUUCACGCACCGCAGAAGCGCUGCCUCCGCUCUUACUGCACCCCAAUAGUUACAGGAUGAUCACUUCUGGGUGUGGGGAAACAAACCUAGUGUAAAUUCUUUUUUUCAUAAAGGUUUACAUUGUAUUGUAGGUGAACAUUAAAUGUUUUAUAAC